Messenger RNA from Otolemur garnettii (small-eared galago), 1436 nucleotides. It is a transcript of the gene COQ2, whose product is annotated as coenzyme Q2, polyprenyltransferase. The transcript is spliced from 7 exons. Gene Ontology annotation, biological process: ubiquinone biosynthetic process. Lineage: Eukaryota; Metazoa; Chordata; Mammalia; Primates; Galagidae. Bases 21 to 1136 code for a protein of 371 amino acids. The record is from RefSeq and is a predicted model, not a curated record. Gene Ontology annotation, cellular component: mitochondrial inner membrane.
GCGCACGCCCUCCCGGCGCCAUGCUGGGCUGGCGGAGCGCGCGGGGCGCGCGGGGCCUGCGGGCUGUGGCGCAGGCGUGGCUGUGGGGCUCGCCGGGACGCCCCCCGGCUCUGACGCGCGCGGCAGGGGCGCCCUGCCCGGGGAACUGGCAGCCCCCGGCAUGGCCCGAGCCGCGCCGGCGCCCUCUCAGCCUGUCGGCCGCCGCGGUAGUGGACUGGGCGCCCCGCCCUCUGCAGCCCUACCUGCGCCUCAUGCGGUUGGACAAGCCCAUUGGAACCUGGCUGCUGUAUCUGCCGUGUACCUGGAGCAUUGGUUUGGCAGCUGAACCAGGCUGUUUCCCAGAUUGGUACAUGCUGUCCCUCUUUGGCACUGGAGCUGUUCUGAUGCGUGGAGCAGGCUGUACUAUUAAUGACAUGUGGGACCGGGAAUAUGACAAAAAGGUUACAAGAACCGCAAAUCGCCCAAUAGCUGCUGGAGACAUCUCAACUUUUCAGUCCUUUGUUUUUCUUGGAGGACAGCUGACCUUGGCACUGGGUGUUCUUCUGUGUCUGAAUUAUUACAGUAUAGCUCUGGGAGCAGCAUCCUUACUUCUUGUCAUCACCUACCCACUAAUGAAAAGAAUUACAUACUGGCCUCAAUUAGCCUUGGGGUUGACAUUUAACUGGGGAGCGUUGCUUGGAUGGUCUGCUAUCAAGGGUUCCUGUGAUCCAGCUGUUUGCCUGCCACUGUAUUUUUCUGGAGUUAUGUGGACACUAAUAUAUGAUACUAUUUAUGCCCAUCAGGACAAAAGAGACGAUGCUCUGAUUGGUCUUAAGUCCACAGCCCUGCUCUUCCGUGAAAACACCAAGCAAUGGCUGGGUGGCUUCAGUGCUGCUAUGCUGGGGGCGCUGAGUCUGGUGGGGGUGAGCAGCAGCCAGACUGCUCCCUACUACGCUGCUCUGCUCGCCGUCGGAGCCCAUCUGGCUCACCAGAUUUACACUCUAGACAUCCACAGACCAGAGGAUUGCUGGGAUAAAUUUACCUCCAACCGAACAAUAGGACUAAUAAUUUUUUUAGGAAUUGUCCUUGGGAAUUUGUGGAAAGAAAAGAAGACAGAUGACAUAAAGAAAAAUACAGAGAGUAGAAUAGAAAAUUAGUGAAGUUUAUCUAGGAAUUAUUAAAACAAAUUUUUACAAAGAAGAACCCAAAGACGAAGAUUUAGAGCAUUUUUACCUGGAUUUUAAUUCAACUACUUGCUACCAGAAUUCCUCCCUGUCACAGAAACCAGGGACUUUUCGGGAUUUGAGAUAACCCUGAGUAUUUAACUUGAUGAAUUCUUUAGUCCAUUAUAAUUCUGAUCUGAAGUUCCAGGAAUUGUAUGAGUUUUGGCACUUUAGGGAAAACCCGAUGUGUAUCUCAUUUAAAUGAAUGUCUCAAAAUGCACUCUUUUUUUUUUU